Molecule: messenger RNA, 4212 nt
Organism: Epinephelus fuscoguttatus (brown-marbled grouper)
Lineage: Eukaryota; Metazoa; Chordata; Actinopteri; Perciformes; Serranidae
Gene: slc1a3a
Product: solute carrier family 1 member 3a
Exons: 10
Coding region: 277-1884 (535 amino acids)
Biological process (GO): L-glutamate import across plasma membrane; L-aspartate import across plasma membrane; D-aspartate import across plasma membrane
Cellular component (GO): plasma membrane
Molecular function (GO): glutamate:sodium symporter activity; L-glutamate transmembrane transporter activity; neutral L-amino acid transmembrane transporter activity
Source: RefSeq, a predicted model, not a curated record
UUUUCUGCUCUUUCCCUUCAUUGCUGGUUGCUCACACCAACCAGCUCACAGCCAAAGAGCUCCUCUGUCUCUCUCACACCGAUCGGGCUUUAAACCACAACUUUUUCCCAAAAUAACUGAGACAUUACUCCAGAAGAAGUUAUUGCUCAAGUGUAAAGGACAGUUGUCUGGAGAGGUGUGACAGGAGAGCAGCACGAUUAAGGUGUUACCUCAACAUUUACCUGGAGAUCAAGUUCCUGCACGUUAAAAGCAACUUUGAAGACUCCAAGGAAAGCCAUGACUCAGAGCAACGGGGAAAACCCGCAAAGGAGCCGGAGUGGUCUCCACCAGAUCCGUGCCGGGAUCCAGUCUCGAUCUCUGCAGGCCAAGAAGAGAGUGCAGAGCAUCACGAAGGAUGAUAUGAAAAAGUUCUUCUUAAGAAAUGCCUUUGUGAUCUUAACCAUCGCUGCUGUCAUUAUUGGCAUUAUCCUGGGAUUUGCCUUGCGGCCAUAUAACAUGUCUUACCGGGAGGUGAAGUUCUUCUCUUUCCCCGGAGAGCUGCUGAUGAGAAUGCUUCAGAUGCUGGUGCUGCCUCUGCUGGUUUCCAGCCUCAUCACAGGUAUGGCCGCUCUGGACAGCCGUGCCUCUGGUAAAAUGGGAAUGAGGGCAGUGAUCUACUACACCACCACCACCGUCAUUGCUGUGUUCAUCGGUAUCGUCAUGGUGCUUAUAAUUCAUCCUGGAAAAGGAUCGAAGGAUGAGUUCUCCAAGCAGCCGCAGAUAGAGCAGGUCAGCCCCGCUGAUGCCUUCCUGGACCUUAUCAGAAACAUGUUUCCUCCUAACCUUGUGGAGGCGUGCACCAAACAGUUCAAGACGCAGUACGCCAAGAAAGUAGUCCAUGUGACGAUGACAGUGAAUGAAUCCAUAUUCACACUCAAUGGUAGCCAGGAGAUCACCCGGGAGGAGAUGAUCCCAGUGCCAGGGGCGGUUAAUGGAAUCAACGCUCUUGGCCUGGUGGUGUUCUCCAUUUGCUUCGGUCUGAUCAUUGGGAGCAUGGGGGAGCAGGGGCUGCCCCUCAAGGACUUCUUCGACUGUCUCAACGAAGCCAUCAUGAGGCUGGUCGCCAUUAUCAUGUGGUAUGCUCCUAUCGGUAUUCUGUUCCUGAUUGCUGGUAAGAUCGUGGAGAUGGAUGACAUCACAGCCAUGGGGGGCCAGCUGGGAAUGUACACAGUAACAGUCAUUUGUGGCCUGCUCAUCCACGCCGUCUUCGUCCUGCCAACGCUCUACUUCGUCAUCACCAGGAAGAACCCCUUUGUUUUCAUUGCUGGGAUUUUGCAGGCACUCAUCACGGCCCUGGGAACGUCCUCAAGCUCUGCCACAUUGCCCAUCACUUUCAAAUGCCUGGAGGAAAACAACAAAUUGGACAAGCGCGUGACCCGUUUCGUGCUCCCUGUCGGAGCCACCAUCAACAUGGAUGGCACUGCUCUGUAUGAAGCCCUGGCUGCCAUCUUUAUCGCUCAGGUCAACGAUUAUGACCUUAACUUUGGACAGAUUCUCACCAUCAGUAUCACAGCCACGGCAGCCAGUAUCGGAGCAGCUGGAAUCCCUCAGGCAGGACUGGUCACCAUGGUGAUAGUGCUAACGUCUGUAGGCCUGCCCACUGAUGACAUCACACUCAUCAUUGCAGUUGAUUGGUUUCUGGACCGAUUGCGCACCACCACCAAUGUCCUCGGAGACUCCAUCGGCGCGGGCAUAGUGGAACACCUGUCUCGCCACGAGUUGCAGAAGGACCCCGAGGUGGGCAACUCAGUGGUGGAGGAGGCAGACAAGAAGCCGUACCAGCUCAUCUGCCAGGAGAACGAGUACGAGAAUGAGAGGCCUGCGGACAGCGAGACCAAGAUGUAGAUUUUUUUUUUGUCUGAGGUUGCGAGUUUGGAGGGUUCAAAUUAAAUUGAUCUACAGCUAGAAUAUAUUUCAGCCAAGAUGAGUUCCACUAAUGUGUGAGGUCUUGUGUGGGCGUUCCUGACACACUGUAGACUUGAAAUGGUUUGUUUUUGUAUUGUUUUUGAGUUUGUGCUAUGAUGCUUCCUAAGAGCACUAUGAUGUAUCCACCAUAAGGUGGCAGCUGUUUACUAUUCAGAAUGAACAUCUCUGGAGCCCAGCAGUCGAUGGCCUGUAUGCCAUACUCACCAUAUCUCAGAACUGUGAUGACUAAUCUCACCCACUAGAGGCCAGUAUUGCUGUGAGUCUUACUACCACAGUAAGUUACAGGCUAUACUUACAAAGACUUUUUCUGUCUUUAAAGUUGUUGCUAUUGUUUGAGUGGUACUGUAUGUAAAAAAUGUGAGUGAUAUGAUUGUAACAGUCACUUUGGAGAUGGAUGGGGAAAGUGUUGGGUAUCACGCACAUACACUGGUUUGACCAGGCCGACCUCGUUGGGGAAAAAGGGCUGUUUAUUUACAAACGCUUCUGCAUUAGUGCACAGACUUCAACAACUAAACGAAUGAAUGAUGUCAUUUACCUUUGUCCCCUAACUGUCCGAACCAGGAAGUGCUAUUCGAAGCUGACAGAAUAACUUGGCAAAUAUCAAACCUUUUGUUUUUGUUACAUAAGUUCCUCAAACCAAUCAUAACAAUCUUUAAGCCUGAGUAACCAAAAUCCCUCAGCCAUGUUUUUACCCGUAAAUUUGCCCAGCUGAGAAUCUGAACCUUAAUCAAAUCAGAAAUUUAAGCUAUUAUAUAUUUCAACCAAAAACAAAAACACCAAAAAUAUUGUCUAAAUUUAUGUACAAUUUAAUUAAAGGAGCACUACAUCCAGUAAAUGACAAUUCAUAAAUCAGUUAGUCGUGCUGUGUUACCUUGGAUUUGUGAAGAAAACUUUGGGUUUUUUUUGCAUGCCUCCAUGGAAAAUCACCACAAAGAUUGAUUUAUUGAUUGAUUGGGGUCCACGUUUAACGUCAGCAAACAAAUAAAACAUCCACUUAGAAACUCUCACACAACUCUCACAGUAUAAUCCAAGUCUCAUUUAUCCAGUCGUAUGCUCAGUGCUUCCAAAACACAUGUAUAUUUUGCUAAAAAAAACCCUCAGUGUUGGAGUCUGUCUUUGAAGAAAGCAUAGAUAAGUUUCAGUUUCAGUUCAGUUCUGAAAAGUAAGGUUUUAGUGAAAAUGCAUAAGUUUGAGAAGUACUGAGCCUACGAUAGGAUAAAUGAGACUUGGAUUAUACUGCACAAGUUGUUAACAAGAGUUUGUUAACUGAUGUUUUGAUGAGUUCUGCUGUUGUUACAUGUGGUUCCCAGUCAAUCAGUAAAUCAAUAUGGUAACCAUUUUCAGUGCUCAUACGAGAAAAAAAGCUUUUGUUACGAAUUAAGCACGACAAAUUAUUAUUUUGUGGGUGAAGUGUUCCUUUAAAACCUUCCCCACCAAUGCCCAAACAACUCGUUAACUCGCUAACAGUAAUACAGUGAUGCUUCAAUAGAAAAAAAAAUCAUGAUUUUAUUUUUGAUACAUUCUAAUGAUUGUGAGUUGUUCCCUUACAUAAGCCCUCUGAUAUGGGCUUGUAACUACAAAUUACUUGGUUGAAAGAUUCACAUGUCUGUAUGAAAUAUUUGUUUGAUAUUAAAUUAGUAAAAUGAUAGUCAGUAGGUUGGAUAUAUACUUUUCAAAUUGUCAAUUUAGCUUUCUGUAGGUAAUAAACUGUAAUGUUUAUUUCAUUUGAUUUAAUAUGGAUAUGUUUUGUAAACAACAAAUUUCGGUUAACUCCCUGUUUUUUACUUUCACUAGCUUGUGCUUGAUUUAAUUCGUUAUAUAACACAAGUGGCUUUGUAUAGAAGAUUCCUCUGAAUAUACUGUACUUGUAUAGAGAACUGUAGAUAAAUGUGUACAUUAAUUGUAGAUUGAAACUGUAAAAGGUUACUUGAGGAUUGCGUAUGUAAAGAUGUCGUAGCCAUGCUCUUAUCAAACCUGAAGACCAAACUAAUAAUCCCUCUAGUUCCUCUUACGAACACAAAACUGUCUGAUUUAAAGGACCAAAUGUUGUUUUUUCCUUUACACACUUGAGGAAAUGGAAUAGUUCCUUUGUUUACAGUUGCUGGUGUCUCGCUUAAUAUGACUGUUUCUCUCGUGAAUUCACAUGAGACUGCACACACACGCACACACAAACACACACACACACGAGUGAACAAUAGUUGUAGUUUUAUCUUGCAUGGAUUUUUAUGAAUAAAAAAUGAAAUCAGU